AUGAAAAUCUGCGAUUUUCCUCAGUCUAGUGGGUAUACCAGUAGGGUACAGCAGAGGCAAACUAAUCGUGAAUCCUAUAUCAGUUUUGUCUUUCAUUUAAAGGCAUCUCCACGUUCAUUAAACAGUCCGAGGCGAAGUUGGGAUUUGAACGAUAUUGUCGAAGCUAUAAAAAAUGCCAAAACUUUUAUAUUAAUUCACGUCAUGGAUUACUUCCCAAUGUUUUUAUAUACACAAAAAGGAAAGUAUUGGCCGCCAAUAGAUAACGCUAUAAGAGAAGCUAUUCUUAGAGGCGUCAAAAUUAAAAUAAUCUCAACAGCUUUGCAUUUUCCUAGUAAAGGAUUGGGAUUUUUAAAAUCUUUGGAAGUUUUGGGUGAAAGACAGGGAAGUGGUGCUGGUUCUGUUACUGUUAAAAUAUUCAAAGUCCCAGCAGACUCAUUUGCCUACCAGCCAGUCCUUCAAAGAGACAGAAGAACCCACAAAAAGUUUUUAAUGACCGACGACACUUUAAUUAUUGGGACUUCGAAUUGGUCCGGAGAUUAUUUUGAAGAUUUAGGCACUGGAGUAGCCAUAGUUUUGAAACAAAUAGAAAAAAGAAGAAAAACUCCUCAAAUAUUUAAACAAAUGAAGAAUUUAUUUGAAAGGGAUUGGAAUAGUAAUUAUGCCCAUUUAUUAAAUUUUUAUAUUAAAAAUUGUUUGAAAGAAAAUGAAGGGAAGGAGUCGAAUGAAAUUUGUGAAAUUGAGAAAGAUCCCAGUCUAUUAACUAAUUUUGUUGAUAUUAAUAGAACAACAUCUACUCAAUAA
This is a messenger RNA of Meloidogyne enterolobii, 801 nucleotides long. Lineage: Eukaryota; Metazoa; Nematoda; Chromadorea; Rhabditida; Meloidogynidae. The record is from the annotation of a GenBank genome assembly.